GCACAUCAGACGCAAGAGCGAGCGAAGAGAGAUAUAGAGAGAGAAACAGAGCGGGCGAAGAGAGAGAGAGAGAGCUGACAAUGGGCGGUUGGGCAAUAGCGGUGCACGGCGGCGCUGGUGUGGAUCCGAACCUCCCCACAGAGCGUCAGGAAGAAGCCAAGCAACUCCUCACUCGCUGCCUCAACAUCGGCAUCUCCGCCCUUCAAUCCUCCCUCUCUGCCAUUGACGUCGUCGAGCUCGUCGUACGCGAAUUGGAAACCGAUCCCCUGUUCAAUUCGGGACGCGGAUCUGCACUGACCGAGAAAGGAACGGUGGAGAUGGAGGCGAGCAUCAUGGAUGGCUGCGGCCGGCGUUGCGGCGCCGUUUCCGGCAUCACCACCGUGAAAAACCCUAUCUCCCUCGCCCGUCUCGUCAUGGACAAAUCCCCUCAUUCCUACCUAGCUUUCUCUGGCGCCGAAGAAUUUGCGAAAAAACAGGGUGUAGAGAUGGUUGACAACGAUUACUUCAUCACCGAGGACAACGUCGGCAUGCUGAAAUUGGCCAAAGAAGCCAACUCCAUUCUCUUUGACUACAGAAUCCCACUGGAAUCCUGCGCGUCUGUGGUUGAGAAGCCUAUUAAGAUGAACGGGCUCCCAAUCAGCGUGUAUGCGCCGGAGACAGUGGGCUGCGUGGUGGUGGACAGCCAAGGACGGUGUGCAGCCGCCACCUCGACAGGCGGAUUAAUGAACAAGAUGAUGGGCAGGAUAGGAGACUCGCCUCUUAUAGGGUCUGGCACGUACGCAGGCAACUUGUGUGGGGUUUCGUGCACUGGGGAAGGUGAGGCCAUUAUCCGUGGGACCCUUGCACGUGACGUGGCGGCCGUGAUGGAGUACAAAGGGCUCGGGCUUCAAGAGGCGGUGGAUUACGUGAUUAAGAGUCGUUUGGAUGACGGGGGAAAGGCAGGCAUGAUUGCGGUGUCGAAUAAGGGUGAGGUGGCCUAUGGGUUUAAUUCGGUGGGGAUGUUUAGGGGCUGUGCUACUGAGGAUGGGUUCAUGGAGGUUGGUAUUUGGGACUAGGUUUGUUUGGUUGUCCUUUUUUCGUUGAUAUCCUAUUAAUUAAAUAGGAAAGGGAUGUGCUCGUGCAAGCAUCUUUGUUUAUUGGUGUGCUGAUGGUUAACACUGUGUUGUGUUAACUUUGUGUUUAGUGCAAUAAUAAAUUUUAUUAUUGGUGUGCUGGUGGUUAACACUUAACACUGUGUUGUGUUAACUUUGUGUUUAUACUUUAUUGCAACAAUAAAUUUUAUUAUUAGUGUUUAGUAUUCUCUCUCUUUUCUUCUUUCUUUGAUUGGGCUUGUGUAUUAAUCACAUCAAUACACUAAUUA
Striga asiatica is the source of this 1360-nucleotide messenger RNA. The record is from the annotation of a GenBank genome assembly. Lineage: Eukaryota; Viridiplantae; Streptophyta; Magnoliopsida; Lamiales; Orobanchaceae.